AUGAAAUUAGUUGUUAGCAAAACCGUCUUAAAUACAUUACCCCUUUUAUUAAUAUUAUUAGCUAUAUGUACAUGUAAUAUUUUGAUAAAUUCAAAAAAGUUAAAUUAUAUUAAAGGGGGAAAACAUGCAUACAAUUAUAAUGCUUGGCAAAAAAAUAGUAUAAAUAAAUAUUUUUAUAUUAAUAAUUGGAAAAAAAGAAAACGAAUAAACUAUAAAUUGAAGCAUUACAAAUUGCAGAGUUACAAACUGAAUCGUUACAAGCUUUGCUCCAUUUUUUCAAUAUUUAAAAAACAAAAUGAUGAAAAAAAAAAAAAAAAUGUCUCUCUUAUUAGCAACCAGACUGCUAUUCCAAAAGGAAAUGUUCAGAAAGAUGGAAUAAAUGAAAAGAGCAAACCUGGAAAUUCGGGGAAAAUUGAAACGGAAAAAAGAGGCAAAAAUGAAACAGAAAAAGGAGGGGAAACAGAUAAAGGAGGCGAAAAUGAUGAUAGGCGUAAUAAAAUUGAGGGAUAUCCUGAAAUCGUGUUAGAAUUAAAUAAAAACCCCAAAGACGCUCUUAAAAAUGUCCAAAAAUAUACAGAGCAUUUAAAAAAUGUUAUGGAUAAAAUGAUAAAGUUAUUAAAUAAUAUAUUUUUUUAUAAAACCAAAUUUAUAGAAAAAGAUAAUGAUUUCAAAAUGUUUUUUGAAUAUAUUUUUAAAGAAUUUGAAAAAAAUUAUAAAAAAAUUACAUAUAUUAAUGAAAUAGAAAAAAUGCAUUAUGAAGAUACUAAAAAUGAAUAUUAUUUAGCUAACUAUAAAUAUUUUGUAAAAAUGUUAAAUAUAAUUGAAGAACAUUUAUUACACAUAUUAAAUUUAAAAUUACAAUUUUUAAAAUUAAAAGCUUUAAAUGAUAUUAAAGAUACAAUUUCUAAACAAACCAAUAAUAUAGAUUAUAUAUCUUUCUAUAAUAAUAUAAAUAAUAUUUUUAUUUCUUAUGAAAAAGAGUUAAAUAAUUUACAACCAAAUAAAUAUAUUUUUACUAUAUAUGACAAUAUAAAAGAAAAAAAAAGUAACAUACUAAUCAAUUUUAAUUAUGACAUAUCUAUUGAUAAAUAUCAAAAUGCUAUUAAAAAAAUUAUAGACUAUCUUAAAAAUUUUUCACAAGAUCUAACAAAAAAAAAAAAAAAAAAAAUUUAUAAAAAUAUUGAAAAAAAUGAACAUUAUGAAAAUAUUUUAAAAAUAAUAGAUAAUCAACAAAAGCAAAUAGAAGUAUUACAAGAACAAUUAGAAUCAUCUAUUGAUGGGUCAAAUGAAAAAUAUUCUCCUUUUUAUUGUUCUAUUGCUUAUAGGAUACCCGAUACAAAUUUAAAUAUAUCAACGCAAUAUCUUAAAAAAAAAUUCAAUAUAAAAUUAAAUUGUAUUCCAGAUGAUUCUAUGCAUCUAUUGGGAUCGUAUGGAUUCGUUAAAGCUCUUCCUUUUGGUAAUCUCGGACUUUCUUUUUCGUUAAAUUUUUAA
Molecule: messenger RNA, 1491 nt
Organism: Plasmodium yoelii
Lineage: Eukaryota; Apicomplexa; Aconoidasida; Haemosporida; Plasmodiidae
Product: peripheral plastid protein 1, putative
Exons: 1
Coding region: 1-1491 (496 amino acids)
Source: RefSeq, a predicted model, not a curated record